Molecule: messenger RNA, 792 nt
Organism: Colletotrichum abscissum
Lineage: Eukaryota; Fungi; Ascomycota; Sordariomycetes; Glomerellales; Glomerellaceae
Product: NADH-ubiquinone oxidoreductase 24 kDa subunit
Exons: 3
Coding region: 1-792 (263 amino acids)
Molecular function (GO): oxidoreductase activity
Source: RefSeq, a predicted model, not a curated record
AUGGCCUCCAGACUCUCUCCUCUCCUCUUCAGAUCAGCCCUCCGCUCGGCAACGUGUCGGGCGGCGAGGCCUCAGUUCCGCGCCUUCUCCCUCACAGCCGUCCGCCCCAGCGACACCCUCCAAGUGCACCGCGACUCCCCGAAAAACAACGCCGAUGUCCCCUUCAAGUUCACCAAGGAGAAUGAGGCCGUCAUCGACGAGAUCCUGAAGCGCUACCCGCCGCAAUACAAGAAGGCUGCCGUCAUGCCCAUCCUCGACCUCGGCCAGCGCCAGCACGGCUUCACCAGCAUCAGCGUCAUGAACGAGGUCGCCCGCAUGCUCGAGAUGCCCCCCCAGCGCGUCUACGAAGUCGCAUCCUUCUACACCAUGUACAACCGCACUCCCGUCGGAAAGUACUUCAUCCAGGCCUGCACAACUACCCCCUGCCAACUUGGCGGCGUCGGCUCCGACGUAAUCGUCAAGGCCAUCAUCGACCACCUCGGCAUCAAGCAAGGCGAGACCACAAAGGACGGCCUCUUCACCCUCCUCGAGGUCGAGUGCCUCGGCGCCUGUGUCAACGCCCCUAUGGUCCAGAUCAACGACGACUACUACGAGGACCUCACCCCCGAGACGACCGUCCAGCUCCUCGACGCCCUCAAGGCCACCGCCGCCGCCACCGGUGGUUCCGCCGCCGCCCAGGUCCCCAAGCCCGGCCCCAUUAAGAGCGGUCGCCAAACCUGCGAAAACUCAAAGGGUCUGACCAACCUCACCUCCGAGCCAUGGGGCCCCGAGGUGACGCGGAGCGAUUUGUAA